GUAAACAAGAAAUAUGGCGGCGGUACAGUUCUGCGGAGAGUGGUUCAUCUGUAGCUGUGACAAGAGGCUCCUGGCGGUCCACUGCGGCCAGGACAGUGCUCCCUUUCAGUUUGACUGUGGUGCUGCAGAGAAGAGGCCCAAGAAAGCAGAGGCUGACAGUGGAGAGCAUGAGGGGGGCAGUGACCAGAUCCUGGCCAUAGCAGCAUCUGGCUCAGGGACACUGUUGGCCCUGAGUGAUGACAGUAAAAGACUGGUGCUGUUGAGGAGGGACCCCACCUGGACUGUACUCAGUGUAAGGUGGCUGGCUCGCCGCUGCACAGCUCUAGCCUUCACCUGGGCAGAGGACUCCCUGCUGGUGGCCGAUAAGUCUGGAGACGUGUACAGUGUGUCAGUGAAGGAACCUGCUCGGGAGCCCGAGCUGCAGCUGGGACACCUCUCUAUGGUGUUGGAUUUGACAGUAUCUGUGGACGACCGCUUUAUUGUGACAUGUGACCGAGAUGAGAAGAUCCGAGUGAGCUGGUCCAAGUCUCCCUACAACAUCCAGUCCUUCUGCCUGGGCCACCAGCAGUUUGUCAGCACCCUCCUGGCCCCCUCUGGAAGCCCCCAUUCUCUGAUCUCAGGCUCUGGGGAUGGGACAGUGCAUCUGUGGGACAUAGACACUGGUCGCAGCCUCCAGAGCGUGGAACUCAGAGGACUGCUGCAGCCCAGAGAGGAGGCUCCAGACCAGAGGUUGACAGUGAGCAGGCUGCGCGGCUCUCCAGAUGGGUGCCAUGUCGCUGUUCUCUGUGAGCGGGUGAAGCAGAUCCAGUUGCUGUCCCUGGAGCAGACUGAGGGGGGCACUGUGCUCAGACCUUACAAUCUCCUGCCUCUCAAACACUACCCCCUGGAUGUGACCUUUGACCCACAGGGCCGACUCUGGGUGCUGCUAAACUGUGCGGAGCAGCCUGUGGAGGUCUACGCACGUAUGCAUGGGACCUAUGAGCAGGUGGACACAGAAAGUCCAGAAGUGUCCCGGGUGACCACAGCCCUCACACCGCUCUGGGACUCAGUGGACGAGGGUCAGCGCAGCAGCAGUCGUCUGGAGCACCUCUACGUGGAGACCUAUGACAAUGUGAGCGAGUACAUGAAGAAGAAACAACAGCGUCUGGAGCAGCAGAGCCAGAAGAGAAGCCAGGACCAGAGCUGGGAUCAUAAGCGGCCCAAAAAGUCCAAGACAGAGUCCAAGACAGAGACUAAUGGAUCCUGAUGGCAUCCUUUACCUAUACACACAGUUCAUGGCAGAUUUAAUUUUUUAAGUUGUCUUUUUAAGUUUUGAAAUAAAUUAUCAACAAAUCA
Molecule: messenger RNA, 1335 nt
Organism: Periophthalmus magnuspinnatus
Lineage: Eukaryota; Metazoa; Chordata; Actinopteri; Gobiiformes; Gobiidae
Gene: wdr4
Product: WD repeat domain 4
Exons: 11
Coding region: 14-1246 (410 amino acids)
Biological process (GO): RNA (guanine-N7)-methylation
Cellular component (GO): tRNA methyltransferase complex; cytosol; nucleus
Molecular function (GO): protein binding; tRNA (guanine(46)-N7)-methyltransferase activity
Source: RefSeq, a predicted model, not a curated record